Molecule: messenger RNA, 1214 nt
Organism: Sipha flava (yellow sugarcane aphid)
Lineage: Eukaryota; Metazoa; Arthropoda; Insecta; Hemiptera; Aphididae
Product: histone-lysine N-methyltransferase trithorax-like
Exons: 3
Coding region: 95-976 (293 amino acids)
Biological process (GO): positive regulation of DNA-templated transcription
Cellular component (GO): histone methyltransferase complex
Molecular function (GO): protein binding; histone H3K4 methyltransferase activity
Source: RefSeq, a predicted model, not a curated record
UAAAAGUGAAAAAGUAUUUUAAAUUAAAUCGAGAAUUAACAAAUAUUCAAGAAAAAUCAUCUCAAAAUUCUAAUUCUAAAAUAAUAAGUUGCCAAUGUUUAUCGUCUGUUGCAGAACGAAAACUAAAAAUUCUCAUCUUAUAUUUGAAAUGAACUCUGCUGAUGAUGAAUUCUAUAAAAAUCGUUCACUUAUUGAAAUCGUCUUAAAAUUGUCUUCCAGUAAUUCAAACGAUAUGACAGCAGCGAUUCGAUCUUUAGGCCUGAGCAGUGAUUUUUUGAAGUACCUUUUAGAACAACUUUCAGGUGCAAAAGAAUUUGUUAAAUGCAAACCAACAUAUAAAGAUGUUGAUGUUGUUGGCUCAACUAAAGAAAUUCCAUCAGGUUGUGCUCGCACAGGAAUAGUUGUUAGAAAAAACAAUUAUGAUAUGUUCAGCUGGUUAGCUUCUAGGCACAGAAAACGUCCCAAAUUAUCAACGAUUAAAGAAGACUCCGAUGGUCGUCGUUCUAAUUCCUUACUCAAUGAAGUAAAAUGUUGGAAUAAAAAUAAAACAUUAACAAAUAAUGUUGGUGUAUAUAGAUCUGAUAUACAUGGGCGAGGACUAUUUUGUUUGAGAGACAUCGAACAAGGAGAAAAUAUUAUUGAAUAUACAGGAGAAGUUAUUCGUUCAGAAGUAAGUGAUGUGCGUGAGAGGCUUUAUAACAAAAAAGGAAUUGAUUGUUAUAUGUUCAGGAUUGAUCAGGAUAUUGUUGUAGAUGCCACAAUGAAUGGAAAUUCCUCUCGAUUUAUUAAUCACUCAUGUGAGCCCAAUUGUAAUUCUAAAAUUGAAUUCAUACAUGGUAAAAAACAUAUAAUAAUUUGGGCCAAAAGAAAAGUACUCCAAGGCGAAGAACUUACAUAUGACUAUAAAUUUCCAUUAGAAGAUGAUAAAAUUAAAUGUCGCUGCCUUUCAAGAAAAUGUCGCAAGUAUCUAAAUUAAUUUUUUUUUUUAGUACUAUUUACAUCUUAUUACAUAGGUACUAUGUUGAAGAAACCGUUUUUCCUUUUAUUAUUGUUAUUAUUAUUAUCUAUUUGUAUUAAUUUGGUUUAAAAAUAAUUACCUCUCUAUGAUGAAAACAAUCUUUAGUUUUUAUUAUGUAUAACUAAGUAUAUAUGAAAAGGUUAACUCUUUUUUUACAUCACAACUCGUUCUACAUCACCAAUCAUAUGUAUUUAUU